Molecule: messenger RNA, 1421 nt
Organism: Arachis duranensis
Lineage: Eukaryota; Viridiplantae; Streptophyta; Magnoliopsida; Fabales; Fabaceae
Product: NAC domain-containing protein 21/22
Exons: 3
Coding region: 154-1122 (322 amino acids)
Biological process (GO): regulation of DNA-templated transcription
Molecular function (GO): DNA binding
Source: RefSeq, a predicted model, not a curated record
CAAACCUAAUCAUCAAUAAUUCAAUCAAACCUUGGGAGUUUGCAACAUCUUUCUCUCAGACCUAUUCUUUUCUCUCUUCUCCCCUUCUUCCUAGCAAGCAGGCUCUCACUAUAUAUUAAUUUAAUUUGUUGAAAUUAAAUAGAAAAAAGAAUAAUGAGCAACAUAAGCUUGGUAGAGGCAAGGCUUCCACCAGGGUUCAGAUUUCAUCCAAAAGAUGAAGAGCUUGUGUGUGAUUACUUGAUGAAGAAGUUCACGCACAAUGAAUCCCUUCUCAUGAUUGAUGUCGACCUCAACAAGUGUGAGCCAUGGGAUAUUCCUGAAACAGCAUGUGUGGGAGGGAAGGAGUGGUACUUCUACACACAGAGAGACAGAAAGUAUGCAACGGGUCUGCGUACAAACAGAGCAACGGCAUCAGGAUAUUGGAAGGCCACUGGCAAGGACAGGCCUAUCCUUAGGAAGGGCAGCCUUGUUGGUAUGCGAAAGACUCUUGUCUUCUAUCAAGGUCGGGCUCCCAAAGGCCGUAAGACUGAGUGGGUCAUGCAUGAGUUUCGCGUUGAACCUCCUCUUCCUCCCCCCAACACUACUUCUUCUAAGGAAGAUUGGGUGUUGUGUAGGGUAUUCUACAAGAACAGAGAAGUUGGUGGCAAACCUAAUAGCAUGGGAAGCUGUUAUGAUGACACGGGCUCUUCAUCUCUUCCAGCAUUAAUGGAUUCUUACAUCAGCUUUGACCAACAACAACAACCUCAAACCCAUCUUCAUGCUGAUGAGUAUGAGCAAGUGCCCUGCUUCUCCAUUUUCUCUCACACCCAAACAAGCCCUAUUUUCAACCACAUAAUGGAGCCUAAGUUAUUCCCUACCAACAACAACAACAAUAAUGCAACUUUAUAUGGUGGAGGAGGAACUACUACAACACCCAAUUUGGGUUCUUGCUUAGACCCUUUUUCAUGUGAUAGGAAAGUAUUGAAAGCUGUUUUGAGUCAGCUCACAAAUAUGGAAAGAAACAUACCUAAUAAUAAUAACAACAAUACAAAUAGUAUAAAAGGGUCACCAAGUUUAGGAGAAGGUAGUUCUGAGAGUUACUUAUCUGAGGUUGGCAUGCCCAACUUGUGGAACAAUUAUUGAUGUGGUAGUCCCUAUAGGCUUUGUAAUUUGUUUAUAUACUUUCCCCCAAAAUUAAUUUAUCCAUCCAUGUUCUUCAUAUGCCACAAGGAAGUGGAAAAAAUAUAUAUGAAGAAUCAAUAGAAUUUUGGAGGAGGGGGAAAUUCUCAUUGGAAUUUUAAGUCAUUGUGGUGGGUAUCUAGCGUUUCACCCAUUGUGUGCAUGUCCCCAAUAUAUUAGGAAAACGGGACUUGUAAUUCAAACUCAAAAAUAUUUGUAGUUAAUUUUAGUUAGUGGAUGAAUUGUUUCUUCUUGCCAAGUAA